Messenger RNA from Fraxinus pennsylvanica, 825 nucleotides. NCBI's taxonomy places the organism in Eukaryota, Viridiplantae, Streptophyta, Magnoliopsida, Lamiales, Oleaceae. The record is from the annotation of a GenBank genome assembly.
AUGAAUGCUACCGAUAUAUUCGAUGCCAACCUCGAAAAUGCCAUAACAAGAUAUCAAUCAAAACUAGGCCUUCCAAUUACGGGAAAGCUAGAUUCAGGUACAUUGUCGGAGAUUAUGUUGCCACGGUGUGGUGUGCCAGACCAGCCACCGGAAAAGUUGGGUGCCAUGCAACGGUUCGAAUAUUUCACCGACCGGCCGAGAUGGGAUCGAAGUAUACCGAUGACACUUACGUACGCAUUUUCACCAAGCAAUUUUAUCAAUUACUUAAGCAUGCAAGACAUAAGGGGGGUCUUUAAACGCGCUUUUGGCCAUUGGGCAGCAGUAAUUCCGGUUACGUUCGUAGAAACAAACGAUUACGGGUUCGCAGAUAUCAAAAUCGGGUUUUACAGUGGUGAUCAUGGAGAUGGAGAGGCGUUUGACGGUGUACUCGGGGUAUUAGCGCAUGCAUUUUCGCCGGAGAGUGGGCGGUUCCACCUUGACUCCGCCGAGACAUGGGCUGUGGACUUUAAAACGGAAAAGUCAGACGUGGCCGUAGAUUUGGAAUCGGUGGCUUUACAUGAAAUAGGUCACUUGUUGGGAUUGGCACACACAAGUGUUAAAGAUGCAGUUAUGUAUCCAAGCUUGAAACCUAGACAGCAGAAGUUAGAUUUGAAGAUUGAUGAUAUAAAGGGCGUACAAGCUCUUUAUGGUUCAAACCCUAAUUUCAAUUUUCAAGCUUUUUCAGAAUCAGAUAUAUCCUCAAAUGAUGCUGUUGGCUUCAGAAUCAGAAUCACAUCAGAAAUUUGGUUCAUCUUGCAGCUGUUGGUGUUCAUCUUGUGGUUGUGA